UUUGAAUUUAUACUUAGAGCUUAGCUAGGUGAAUAUGGCAACAAGUGAGGAAUGCUGUAAUGCGGAUGAGUUGGAAGCACCAGCGUGGAUAAACACUGAAUUUUUUCAAAAUGUGCUGGCUCAGCAUCUAAAUGAACCCGAUAUAGAGGUUAAAAAGCUGACAAUAUCUCCAGCGAGUGUGAAGGGCGAUCAUUAUGCCAGCGUCAUGUUCCGGACAACGUUGGAGUACACUACACGGCUGGGGUCUUUCUCGAAGUCGCUUAUUAUAAAGACAUUACCUGAACAGGAGGGUCAUAAAAAGGAACUGCUGGGCGAUUCGCAUAUAUUUGCCACCGAAAUCGCCAUGUAUACAAAAAUACUGCCAAUGUUUGAACAGAUAUUACGUCAAGCCGGCGAUGAGACAACACUCUGUACAUCCUGCAUAUACUACAGCCUAGAGCCGCGCAAUGUGAUGAUCUUUGAAGAUCUGGUUUCCCAGGGAUUUUCCGUUGUACGUGGUAGACCUGCGAACUUGGCUGAGCUAAAGGCAGCUCUGGGAAAACUCGCCAAGUGGCAUGCAGUUAGUUUCAAGCUGCUUAAGGAACAGCCUGAAUUGUUUGAUGAACUCAAAUAUGAUGUGUCGACGUUACCUAACUUCAUGGAGCAAGAGGUUAUGACUAAGUCGUUGCCAAAUUUCAUCCAAAUGCUGGGUGAGGUUGAUGGCUUAGAGCAGUAUCAAAAAUAUUUUGAGCCGCUCCGCGACAAUUUAAACCAACGCUGGCUGAACGUAUUACGUGAAUAUCGUGAAAGCCGUAAGCCAGAUGGUUACUACGUGCUCUGCCAUGGUGACUUUCAUUUGCGAAAUAUGAUGUUUAAGGAUCUGGAAUGCAUGCUACUCGACUUUCAAAUGUCCUAUGUCUCCUCAAUGGCAAAUGAUGUUAUCUACGCCAUAUAUAUGUUAUUCAGUUUUGAACAGCGCCGCGAUAAUUGCGAUGAACUUAUUAACUACUACUUUGAAACCUUGUUGAAAACAUUGACAAAAAUUGGAUAUGAAGGACAUGCACCAUGUCUGGCAACGUUUCGUAAGCAGCUUUUCGAAAAGAGGCACAACAGUAUAUUCUUACUCGUUACAUUCCUACCUUUUAUUACGUACAUGCGCAAUGGUGGCGAUGUAGCAGAUCUGGUGGAGGACACAGAAAAAUCCAAGGACCUAUUAUAUGAAAAGGAGUACAGGAGAGAGCUUGAAUAUCAAUUGCCUCGCAUGGUAGCGCUGGGGUUCUUUGAGGAAGCAUAGCAUAUUGUUAUGGAAAAACGUUUGGUUGUGAAUGAUAAUAAUUUGUUUUUAAUGAAGUCUAAAAUACACUCUUAUAAUUGCUAAUAAUUAUUAAAU
Messenger RNA from Drosophila busckii, 1369 nucleotides. RefSeq names its product maker223. Bases 35 to 1273 code for a protein of 412 amino acids. The record is from RefSeq and is a predicted model, not a curated record. Lineage: Eukaryota; Metazoa; Arthropoda; Insecta; Diptera; Drosophilidae. The transcript has 2 exons.